This is a messenger RNA of Guillardia theta CCMP2712, 1464 nucleotides long. RefSeq lists its product as hypothetical. The record is from RefSeq and is a predicted model, not a curated record. The transcript has 9 exons. The coding region runs from base 1 to 1464 and encodes 487 amino acids. Lineage: Eukaryota; Cryptophyceae; Pyrenomonadales; Geminigeraceae.
AUGAGAGGGACGGGGACCAAGAGGAGCGGGAGGGAGCACAGCAAUGGCGACAGGAAGCCGGAGGAUGAGCAGAGAAAGAAAAUACGUCAAGGAAAGGCAACUGAGCGAGCAGCGCAGAAGAAGCUCAUUGACCGCCUUGACACGCUUGUUCCUGUUGCUGCUGUGCCAGGCAGGUUUCUCAACGGCGGCCUCCGAUCCAAACGAACGACAGUGCAGCUCUACGAGGACUGUGUCAACCACUGCAGGCAGCUCCAGGACCCACAUCGCGCUGAUCCAGGAGGGGCACAAGAAGGGAAACAUGGGUCCAGGGGACGGGGGGAAGGUGCAGAAGCACAAGGGCUUGACCCGAGUGGGAGGUUGCCGUGGGUGUCAGGGCAGGAGCUGAUGGAAGCCUGUCUGAGCAGCAGCAGGGAGAGGCUGCUGGUUGUGGAGCUGCCUGAGUGGACGGUGGUAGAGAUGAGCGCGAGGCUGCGGCAGGACUUUGCGAGCGCUGCGUUUGAGGGCGACCUGAUCGGUCAGAGCUUCGGGCACCUGGUGGACUUUGACAGCUUGAACGCCCUGCGGUCCUUCAGCAAGGUUAUGAGUCUUCGGCAAGGAGACGUCAGCUCCCUGUCGCUGGUGAUCACCGUGCGGACGUUCCGGAGCAAGUCGGUGGUGGAGCGGCGGAUGAGGAUGACGACGCUGCAUGCGAGGGCGGCGGGGAGGUCGAUCUUCAUGCUGGAGGCUGGCGAGGAGAGCCGGGGAGGAGGCGGGAGGGAGGAGGAGGAGGAGCCGGACUGGAACAGGAGGGACAUGAUGGGGUAUAGCGGGUGCUUUGGGUAUGACUUUGGGCGGUCGACGUCGACGCCUUAUGACUUUGAUCGGGCCAUCUAUGAGGUGCAGAGAGAACCGCGAUCGGUGACCAUGAUGUCGAUGAUUCUCCCUAAGCUGCAGUCGGAAGCUUCAUCCAGCGCCGUCAUCGAUCGAGUUGCUUCCACCUCGGCGAUUAACGCUCUGCAGAAGACGCUUUACUCUUUCAUCCUGUCUCAUCAUGAGCUGCAAAUCAUGUUUGACAACAAGACAGCCCACGAGAUACCGUUUGCAGUCUUUCUGCGGCUGAAGCUUCCGCUGUCACUGGGAGGAUACCGGUCGCCGUGGGUGAAGGUGGUGGAGGCGAGUCUCAACGGCACCUUGUGCGGCUCCUUCUCAGGACACAAUCAGCGAGGGGCUCUUCAUGCUCACUGGAAUCAGAGCAGGGCUGAAAUCAAGUUGACUCUCUUCAUGAUGAACACUGCGGGGAAGAUCAUUCACACGAGGACGUGGCGAAUAUUUGCAGGAGGAGACAUCUGGCAAGAGGGGCAGGUGUACAGGAGCAUCAUGGAGGAGCCCUUCGUGUACAAGUACGUCCUGAAGCGAGUUGGUGACGUCGAUCGGGCGCUACAGGCGGACUGGCUGUUACAGCAUGCGGAGGAGAGUGAGGUGUAG